Molecule: messenger RNA, 1614 nt
Organism: Haemorhous mexicanus (house finch)
Lineage: Eukaryota; Metazoa; Chordata; Aves; Passeriformes; Fringillidae
Gene: STK16
Product: serine/threonine kinase 16
Exons: 7
Coding region: 158-1150 (330 amino acids)
Biological process (GO): protein phosphorylation
Cellular component (GO): cytoplasm; Golgi apparatus
Molecular function (GO): protein serine/threonine kinase activity; ATP binding
Source: RefSeq, a predicted model, not a curated record
AGGGUGUGCAGCUCCGGCCGGCGGGCACACCUCUGGUGCCCAGUGGGGUGGGGAGUCACAAUCAAAGUCAGGGGACAAGGAGCCUCGUAAAAGCGUCACCAGCAGGCAGAAGCCUUUCCAUUGAACUUAGCCCGCUUUUUCUAUCAGAGAGGUGGUGAUGGAAAGCUCGGCUGUAGCUCUGAUCGGAGGGCUGCUGCUGUCGGAUGAGCGGAAGGAAAACGUCCCCGGGCCGAGGGCUAGAGCUGGUGACAGAGCUAGUGACAGGGGUGUCGGGAGGUGCUGCAGGACUGGACGAGCCCGCCGCAAGACGGAGGGAUGGGGCUUCAGCUAUGUGGACCUGGUGGAGGGGCUGCGGGACGGGCGCUUCUACGCCCUGAAGCGCAUCCUGUGCCACGACAAGGAGGACCGCCAGGCCGCCCUGCACGAGGUGGAGAUGCACGGCCUCUUCGACCACCCCAACAUCCUGCGCCUGGUGGCUCACUGCAUGGUGGAGAAGGGCACCAAGCACGAAGCCUGGCUUCUCCUGCCCUAUGUGAAGGGGGGAACCCUCUGGAGAGAGGUGGAAGCACUGCGAGAAAAAGGCACCUUCAUGCCAGAGCAGCGGAUCCUCCUCAUCCUCCAUGGGAUCUGCCGUGGGCUGCAGGCCAUCCACAGCAAGGGCUAUGCACACAGGGACCUCAAGCCCACCAAUGUGCUGCUGGAUGAGGAUGACCAGCCUGUGCUGAUGGAUCUGGGCUCCAUGAACCAAGCUCGCAUCGAAGUCAACAGCUCUCGGGAGGCCAUGGCUGUGCAGGACUGGGCUGCCCAGCGCUGCACCAUCUCCUACCGUGCCCCCGAGCUCUUCACAGUGCCGAGCCAGUGCGUGAUAGACGAGCGUACGGAUAUCUGGUCCUUAGGCUGUGUGCUGUACUGCAUGAUGUUUGGAGAGGGCCCCUAUGAUGCCAUCUUCCAGAAGGGUGACAGUGUGGCUCUGGCAGUUCAGAACCCCCUCACAUUGCCCUCCACAACCAGAUACUCGGCUGCAUUGCAACGCCUGCUCUUCUCCAUGAUGACAGUGAACCCCCAGGAGAGACCCAGCAUAAAUGAAAUCCUCCACCAACUGGAGGGGCUGCAGCCAGCACCAGCGGGGCAGGACACUACACAGAUCUGAGCCUUCCAGUGGUGACACAUCCCGAGGCUGAGCCAGGGGAAAAGCAGCUGCCCUAAUCCCUGCUGCCCUGCAGACCUGUUGCAGAAGGGAUUGAUGCCCUGGGGGAGAGCUGCUGCUCUGUGCUGGAGGUGUGUUGGAUUUGGAGUGUCCUGUACCCUGGAUGCUGCUGCCUGGGCCUUGGUCUGUGCCCCUGAGCUGUGGAUAUGUGAUAUGCUGCUAAACAUGGGUCCCUUGCCAGCUGCUGCCUUCCCUGGGGGUGGCAGAAGAGGAUGUUGUGGGACCCCUCCUGGGGAUGGAGCUGCUGUCCUGCAGCUCUGUGCCCUAGGAAGGUUGCUGCUGCCCGGAGCAGAGCUGCGGGCCGGAUCCCGGUGCUGUGCUGGAGGGAGGCAGAGGGAGUGCCCACUCUGCCAUUGCUCUAGGCACCGAUGUUGCCUUGUGUUUGAAGUAAAGUAUGUUCUUGCAGA